CGCGUCUGACUUCCUCCUCGCUGGUUCGUGGUCAUGUGAUGCGCUGCUCUGCGGAUCCUGUCUGGCAGCUGGUCUGUUACUGAAGUCGUCUAAAGUUUGUACUUGUGAGGUGUUCUUGCUUUUAAAGGAAGGCCGAACCAUGGCGGAUCUCGGGUUUGUGAUCGCCAUGUCCGUGGUGACCCUGUUCUGGGGCGUCGUCGGCGGAGUGGUGCCCUGGUUCAUCCCCAAAGGACCCAACAGAGGAGUGAUUAUCACAAUGCUGGUGUUGACUGCAGUUUGCUGCUACCUGUUCUGGUUGAUAGCAAUUCUGGCCCAGCUGAACCCACUUUUUGGACCCACUCUGUCCACUGAGAUCAUCUGGUACCUGAACCUUCACUGGCAGUAAUCUACUCUUCUGGGACACCUGACCAUGCAGAGAUCAUUCCUACUGAAUCGCCUUAAACGCAGACUCCUGUGUGAUUACUGAGUGAUCCUCCACACUGGUGCCUUGUACAAAAUGUUUCCCAAAGGACUUCUGAGAGAUCUCACUGGGUGUGCUUUACUUUAAAUUAAAACAACCUUCCCUUGUGGUUUGGUUUAUAUGUUAUGUAUAUCUGGUUUAUUGCUGUUGUUAAUAUGAAUGGAUGUGCCUUGUGAUGUGUGUUUGACGUGAUCUUGUUUUGUCUCAUGUUAGUGAUGGUUGUAAUGCAUUCGGUAGUUGUUAAUAAACCAAUAAUCAACACCA
Cyclopterus lumpus (lumpfish) is the source of this 724-nucleotide messenger RNA. RefSeq names its product ATPase H+ transporting V0 subunit e1 (gene atp6v0e1). Gene Ontology annotation, biological process: proton transmembrane transport. Gene Ontology annotation, cellular component: proton-transporting V-type ATPase, V0 domain. The record is from RefSeq and is a predicted model, not a curated record. Lineage: Eukaryota; Metazoa; Chordata; Actinopteri; Perciformes; Cyclopteridae. Gene Ontology annotation, molecular function: proton-transporting ATPase activity, rotational mechanism.